UGUUCCAUACUGGUUUAUACUGGUCUAUACUGGUUCAUACUGGUUUUCCCCUCUCAGAUCCUUCACUACAGCCCCGAGGAGGGCGAGUGGGUGGCUCCUGGCCCCUUCCAGGGGCUGCUGGCCUGGAACGGCUCGCGGGGCACGCGGGACCUGCAGGAUUUGUCGCUGUGGCUGCGCUCGGUGCAGCGCGAACACGCCGGCGCCUACGUGUGCGGCCUGCGGCGCAACCUGACCUUCGAGGGCUACACCUACAGCCUGGCCAGGAACCAGAGCCUGCGGCUGGCCGUGGUGGAGAAAGCGCGCCGUGACCUGGCGUCCAUCGUCUCCGAGAUCCUCAUGUACGUUCUCAUCGUGGUCCUCACGCUCUGGCUCGCCGCCGAGAUGCUCUACUGCUACCGCAAGGUGGCGGCCGCCGCCCCGCCCCCCGACAGCGCGUGAGUGGGCGUGGCCGGAAGGGGCGUGGCCUCGAUGG
Messenger RNA from Cyanistes caeruleus (blue tit), 472 nucleotides. The record is from RefSeq and is a predicted model, not a curated record. Lineage: Eukaryota; Metazoa; Chordata; Aves; Passeriformes; Paridae.